GCCUUUCGGGUUAAGGAACGCUGCUCAAACAUUCCAGCGGUUCAUCCAUGACGUUACUCGUGGUCUGGACUUCGCAUAUCCUUACGUGGAUGACAUCCUAGUAGCUAGCGCCUCUAAGUCGCAACACUUAGAGCAUCUGCGUACUCUAUUCCAACGCCUAUCUGAUCGAGGCGUUACCUUGAACCCUAGCAAGUGCGAACUAGGAAAAUCGUCGAUCGAGUUCCUAGGUCACCGCAUCUCAGCUACAGGUAUUGAACCACUGUCUCAAAAGGUAACCGCCAUCAAAGAUUUCCCUGAACCUACAUCGUUUAAACAGCUUAAACGUUUCCUUGGGAUAGUUAACUACUAUAGACGCUUUAUUCCGUGUUGUGCUAGGAUAAUGCAGCCCUUGACUGACUUGCUUCGGGGCAAUCAACGUUCGUUUGUUUUUACCAAGUCCGCGCGAUUAGCCUUCUCAAACCUUAAAGACGCAAUCGCUAAUGCUGCUCUCUUAGCACAUCCAGUACCAUCUGCUCCAAUUUCUCUCGUCACUGAUGCCUCAGACGAGGCCGUUGGUGCUGUUCUUCAGCAGGCUGUCGACAAUACAUGGCAACCUUUGGGUUUCUUUUCGAAACGGUUGCAGCCAGCGGAGACACGUUACAGCACCUUCGGGAAAGAACUUCUGGCAGUUUACCUCGCCAUCCGUCAUUUUCGUCCUUUUCUAGAGGGCAGAAGCUUUACCGUCUUUACUGACCACAAACCUUUAGUUUACGCCCUCGACUCGUCAUCCGACCGAUACUCUCCGAGAGAGAUACGCCACCUGGACUAUGUCUCACAGUUUACGUCAGACAUACGGCACGUCUCGGGUGUGCAGAACUCCGUCGCUGAUGCUCUUUCUCGCGUCAGCUCCAUCACGUCCGCUGAAGGUAUCGAUCUAACGGCAAUGGCUGCUGCUCAACAGACCGACCCAGAGCUGGAUCAGCUUCGUAAUUCUAGCUCCUUGCGCAUACGACCAGUUCCACUGCCUACUUCGGAUGGAACCAUACUUUGCGACGUUUCGCAAAAUUCACCACGACCAGUGGUUCCCCAAGCUUUCCGACGCACUGUGUUUGACAUUCUUCACAGUUUAUCACAUCCAGGCAUUCGUGCCACAGUUAAGCUCGUCACACAACGCUUCGUGUGGCGCAACGUCAACCGGGACGUUAGACAGUGGGCUCGUACGUGCCUUAGUUGUCAACAGUCUAAGGUUCAUCGACACACGAAAAGUCCGCUUGGUUCAUUUCCACUUCCUGAUGCCCGUUUUCACCAUAUUCAUGUUGACCUUGUUGGGCCACUGCCCCCAUCUAAUGGAUGCGCUUACUUGCUGACUUGUAUAGACCGCUUUACAAGAUGGCCUGAUGCCAUCCCAAUGCCAGAUUGCUCAUCAGACACUGUCGCUCGCGCUUUUCUAGAGCGCUGGGUCUCACACUUUGGUUGUCCUGCCGUUGUGACAACUGAUCGAGGUUCGCACUUCGCAGGCACAUUUGCUCACCUUCUUCAGACCCUCGGCUGCCGUCACGUCCAAACGACUGCAUUCCACCCUGCCGCCAACGGCAUGGUUGAGCGUUUUCACCGCCAGCUGAAAGCUGCACUAUGUGCACAUGAUAACGCAGACUGGUACGAAGCGCUUCCCACCGUUUUACUUGGCUUACGAAAUACUGUCAAAACCGACAUUAACGCUGCUCCGGCCGAACUCGUUUAUGGCUGCACAUUGCGUCUCCCUGGACAAUUAGUCGCCCCAACCCCGGAGAGGGCAUGGAACUACAAGAGCUACAUAGCUCGUCUGACGCACCACAUGCGUCAGCUGCAUCCCGCGAGACCCAGGGAACAACGCACUCCAGUGCACGUUCCGAAAGACCUUUCUACAUGUUCUCACGUAUUCUUACGUGUCGACCAAGUGAGACAGCCUCUCUCCGCACCUUACACAGGUCCAUACCGUGUUAUUAAACGGUCUUCAAAAACUUUGGUGAUUGACCGUGGGGGUAAAAGGGAUACUGUCUCGAUAGAUCGCGUCAAGCCUGCGUUCAUCGAUGAACAACAGUUUGUUCCAUCAUCGACCUUAACGCAAUCUACAGAGCCACCUGUAACGACGCCCAGCUUUUCAGCUCCACCACAAUCCCAGUCACCAGAUUCGCCUCAAACUAAUACCAGUCACGGUAGAAGAGUUCGUAAACCUGUUCGUUUCUCCGAUUUUGUCGAACUCAUCCAUACCUCAUGAAUCUUUUUCAUUUUCUCUCGUUGUUUGUAUUAUGUUUUUCCGUUAGCAGAGUACAUAUCGGAAUCUGUCCCCGAGUUUUUUCCCCCAUCUAUCAGGUAAAGUCAUGAGGCUGGCACGUUUGGGUCCGUCCGUUCAAUGGUUGGCUGUUUCUCAAUUGUUUGGUCGUUUGGAUGCUUUGGUCUACCCCCAACGCUUUGUCGUCUCGCCCGCCCACGUUGGCCUUUGGAUCGUGGUCUGCUUGGCUCAAUUUGGCUCGCCUUGAUCGUUUGUCUGGCUCGCCUUCCUGGCUUUGGCUGCUCGUGUGCCUGGCUCGUUGUUUUUGGUCCCCCCACGGCUCGCCGGUACGAACAGGAUUUCAGCUUCGUUGUGGCAGUGGAUUGGAAUGCGGUGGGGGAGUGACCUCUCCCAAGCGCACCGUCCUUCAGCAGCGGUGAAAGGUCCUACCGGCCCUUUUUCUGGAUUAUCCAGUUUGUUUGUAGUCCGGUGUGCCCGCUGAGACGGCCCACCGAUGAUGCAUUCCAAUCCACAAGAAGAAUAAAUAAUCUAAAUACUAACCUACUCCUAUGGUUCUGCCUUCUUACAUCUGCAAGCCAGCAACGAUCGAAGUCCUCGUCCCUCGGCCUUCUAGGGGGAGGCCUGUGUAGUGACCAUGACAUUUUACUCCAUCAAACAUCACAUUCAGACUUGUACACAUUUUGUUUUACUUUGCACCCGCCUAAAGCCUAUAUAUACUGGACUGCAAUUUUGAACCAGGUCCGCCAUCUUGCCCGCGCGUUGCCGGCUGUUGCGCUCCUACGUGGUGUUACUCAUUGCUUCACCAUUUUCUCCCAUUGUCCUCAAGCUAUAUUCACAUAGCUAUUGUACUGUGCUGUUUUCUCAAGACAAUCUUUAUAUCCCGCCGUCUUCUGUCUUACCGGGC
Dicrocoelium dendriticum is the source of this 3155-nucleotide messenger RNA. The record is from the annotation of a GenBank genome assembly. Lineage: Eukaryota; Metazoa; Platyhelminthes; Trematoda; Plagiorchiida; Dicrocoeliidae.